This is a messenger RNA of Punica granatum (pomegranate), 889 nucleotides long. Lineage: Eukaryota; Viridiplantae; Streptophyta; Magnoliopsida; Myrtales; Lythraceae. The record is from RefSeq and is a predicted model, not a curated record.
UUAUCCAUAUCAUCGUAUCACCAGAAGGAGAAAGCAGCUUCCCGAAGCGUACAAAAGCUCAAAACUUUGCAGGAAGCGGGAAGAGUUCAGGCGGAAAUGGCGGCAGUGGCUGCUCUUCAGAGCUCGCUGACUUCUCUCUCCCUCUCCUCCAACUCAUUCUUGGGCCAGCGCCUCUCCCCUCACUUCGUCUCCCCUGUUCCCGUAAAUUCGACUGUGAAGCCAUGCCUAAUUGUAGCAAGGCUCAAAGGAUGGGAGCGAAAGGAAUGCAAACCCAACAGCCUUCCAGUAAUACACAAGAUGCAUGUUAAGAUCGGGGACACAGUGAAGGUGAUAGCUGGCCGUGAUAAGGGUAAGAUUGGAGAGAUCACAAAGAUCUUCAAACACAACAGCACCGUGGUCGUCCAAGAAGUGAAUUUGAAGACCAAACAUGUUAAAAGCCGGGAAGAGGGUGAACCAGGACAAAUUAUUAAGAUCGAAGCACCCAUCCACAGCUCGAACGUGAUGCUGUACUCGAAGGAACAGAAUGUCGCUAGCCGCUUGGGCCACAAGGUGCUUGAUAAUGGGACACGGGUGCGGUAUCUAAUAAAAACCGGGGAGAUCGUUGACAGUACAGAGAAUUGGAGGAAAUUGAAAGAAAGCAAAGACAAAACAGAAGUUCCAGCAGCAGCAGCAGCUGCCUCAUAGAUUGAACCAUAGUUCCUUCAUCUCUUUAUGUAUAUCAAUCAAUCUUACUUGCUAAUUUGCCUCGAUCCUUUUUCCCUUCCUCACGUUUGUUCAUCUUUGUAGAUUUAGCUUCGGUUCUUGUCAGUGAACUGGAUGAUCAGAUCUUAAGCAGAGUUGAACUAAAAAUGGCUUCACUUCAUCAUAUAUAUCUUGAAAUUUUCACCAA